This is a messenger RNA of Cantharellus anzutake, 1027 nucleotides long. RefSeq names its product kinase-like domain-containing protein. Gene Ontology annotation, biological process: positive regulation of transcription by RNA polymerase II; protein phosphorylation. Bases 77 to 1003 code for a protein of 308 amino acids. Lineage: Eukaryota; Fungi; Basidiomycota; Agaricomycetes; Cantharellales; Hydnaceae. Gene Ontology annotation, molecular function: ATP binding; RNA polymerase II CTD heptapeptide repeat kinase activity; cyclin-dependent protein serine/threonine kinase activity. The record is from RefSeq and is a predicted model, not a curated record. The transcript is spliced from 6 exons. Gene Ontology annotation, cellular component: transcription factor TFIIH holo complex; transcription factor TFIIK complex; cytoplasm.
AGGACGGGAGGCUGCUACUGGAAAGCAAGUGGCUAUCAAAAAAAUAAAAGUUGGCCAAUUUAAGGAUGGCCUAGACAUGUCUGCUGUUCGUGAGGUACAGUACCUUCGCGAGAUUAACCACCCUAACAUCAUUAAGCUCCUGGACGUCUUCUCAUCAAAAGCUAAUCUUAAUCUCGUCCUUGAAUUCCUCGACAGUGACUUGGAGGCGGUCAUCAAAGACCGGUCCAAUGUAUUUCUCCCUGCCGACAUCAAAAGCUGGACGGCGAUGACGCUUCGUGGUCUUGAAUUUUGCCACAGAAAUUGGGUACUUCAUAGGGAUUUAAAACCAAACAAUCUUCUUAUUGGCUCUGACGGGCAGCUGAAACUCGCAGAUUUUGGUCUCGCGAGAGACUUCGCUGAUCCCGGAAUGAAGAUGACAUGUCAAGUAAUUACGAGAUGGUACCGACCGCCGGAGUUGUUGUUUGGGGCUAGGUAUUACAGUACUGCGGUCGACAUCUGGUCUGUUGGUUGUAUUUUCGCUGAGCUCAUGCUGCGUACCCCCUACCUACCCGGAGAGUCAGACAUGGAUCAACUGAAAACGAUAUUUCGCGCACUGGGCACACCCACAGAGAAUGAAUGGCCUGGCCACACAAAAUUACCUGACUACGUUUCGCUGGGCCAAUUUCCGAAAUCACCGCUGAAACUUUUGUUUACCGCUGCGAGCGCGGAUGCAUUGGACCUCCUCCAAAAGAUGUUAACAUAUGAGCCCAGCCGCCGGGUAAAUGCCAGAGAUGCGCUACGACAUCCUUAUUUCUUCGCUCUCCCGUACCCAACGCAUCCAUCCAAGCUCCCGAGAACCAAUGUGCCAACAGCUCCUCGGACAUUACCUGAAGACACAGAAGGCCAGGUCAAAGCGACUAAGACCAGCAAAGCCAGGUCUCUAAAACGCAAGGUCAGCGACGAUCCAUUCUCAAGCGAAGAACCAAAGGAUCUUCGAUCAGUGGCUAGACGGCUUGAGUUCUAAACUUGCUAUUGAUCUUGGCAUGCG